This is a messenger RNA of Sebastes umbrosus (honeycomb rockfish), 1218 nucleotides long. RefSeq names its product lipid droplet assembly factor 1-like. The record is from RefSeq and is a predicted model, not a curated record. NCBI's taxonomy places the organism in Eukaryota, Metazoa, Chordata, Actinopteri, Perciformes, Sebastidae. The transcript has 5 exons. The coding region runs from base 164 to 649 and encodes 161 amino acids.
CCAGAAGAGGAAGAAGAAGGAGGAGGAGGAGGAAGAAGAAGAAGGUGUGUUUCUGAAAAGGGUGUUGCUACUGUUGGAGUGUAGGAGGCAACACCCGGACACAGAUUCAUAUGUUGUGAGCUGAGAGCCAAACCGGGUUUACUACAUUGCUCAGUCUGGUCAGAUGCCAAUGGAGAUGCAGCACAGCAGCAGCAACAACGGUGUGACUGACCUCCAGCAGCUGUGGGGACGUUGGAACACAAUGUUGAACAGCUUUUAUGAUGACCCCAAGGUAGCACAGGUGAUGAGCACCAGAAUGGGGCAGUACCUGAGCAGCCACCCUUUCCUCGCUCUCACUUUGUUGGUGUUCGGCUUCAUGUCUGCAAUCCCUGUCGGACUUUUCCUCUCUUUUGCUCUUGUGACCUUUAUUAUGUCGGCAGUAGGUUUGGUUUUCUUUGAAGUGUUCCUGUUGUUUGUAGGAGGGUUGACCCUGCUGAGUGUGCUCUCUGGCAUCGCCCUCUUCUCUGUCAUGGUUUCAGUCAUCUUAAAUGUGCUUUAUAUCACCAUGUCCAACAUCCUCAUCCGCUAUUACCCGCAUCUGAUAAAGCAAGGUAAAGUCCAGGAGGAGGAGAGUGAAUAUGAAACUUCAAAACUGAAGGAAACGCAGUAGCUCGAUUCUUCUUCUUCUUCUCUCUCGAUGGUCAACUUUCACACAGAACAGCUCAAAAUCACCUUAAAUCAGCACUACUGAAGCUCGGUUGGUGGGAUUCAGAGGAUUCCGACCCUUGAAUGCAGCUUACUGUACUGUAUGUAACUGAUUCUCUAAGCACAAAGACUCCCUAACAGUUACUGAAUGUCUAAAUGAAUGUCUAUUGUUACUACAUAUUUUUCUAAAGAGUCAUUAUCGCUAUAUUUGUAGACAUUUUAUACAAGUAUAAAGCGUCUACAUGGAUAUACUAAUCUUGCCUUAAUAGUCAUAUACAAGACAUUAUUUUAUUCUACAUUUGCACUACACACAAAUCUUGAAAUGGCGAACAAUGUUGACUCAUCCAAAUAAGCCAUGCACUAUUUAUAUUCUGUUUUUCAGCCUGUGUAUGUCUGCAGAUAUCUGAUGCACAUGCCUACAAAAGAAAUGCACUACCAAAUAACUUGCAUGUUUAUGUUUGCUGUUACAUUUUUCAAAGAGCACAAUGUUGUACGUUUGUAAUGCAGCUUUGAAUAAAUGCUCAUCAGAAUGAA